CUGGAACCUCCCCGCUCGCCUGCCCCCAGCUACAGCAGCGGCAGGGGAGAAGCCAGAGAAGUUUCCGAGCAAAUCUGAUUGGUUCGGGGGGAGCUGGAACACGGCCCCCCACUUGUGCUCCCUGGCAGUGCGAUUGACCGGGACCCGGGGAGCUGCCUGCCGCGUGGGGUGCGCAGGAGAAGAGGUGGCAGGAGGAGCUGCGAUGAAGCCCUGCGAAGAGGAGGGGCAGGGGGCUGCGGCCGGAGGGGACCCCUGGAAGGAGUGUAUGGAGGCGGCGGUGCAGCUGGCGCGGCGGGCUGGGCAGAUUAUUAAGAAAGCUCUUACAGAGGAAAAACAAGUUUCUACAAAAACAUCUGCAGCAGAUCUUGUGACAGAAACUGAUAAUUUUGUGGAAAAUGUGAUUAUUUCUGCUCUGAAAGAGAAGUUUCCCUCCCACAGGUUUAUUGGAGAAGAGUCCACUGCUGCUGGUUCAAAAUGUGUCCUCACUGACAAUCCUACCUGGAUUAUUGAUCCCAUUGAUGGAACCUGCAAUUUUGUGCACAGGUUUCCAACAGUGGCAGUUAGCAUUGGAUUUGCUGUUAACCAAGAGCUUGAAUUUGGUGUAAUUUACCACUGCACUGAAGAACGAUUAUACACUGGUAGAAGAGGUCAAGGAGCAUUUUGUAAUGAAAAAAGGCUUCAGGUAUCAAAAGAGACAGAUAAGUCGAAGGCCUUGAUCUUAACAGAAAUUGGUCCAAAACGUGACCCUGAGACUUUGAAAUUGUUCCUCGGUAACAUGGAGAGCUUACUCAAAGCCCAAGUACAUGGGAUCCGUGUAAUCGGAAGUUCUACCUUGGCUCUGUGCCAUCUAGCAUCGGGUGCUGCAGAUGCAUAUUACCAGUUUGGUUUACAUUGCUGGGACUUGGCAGCAGCUACUGUCAUUAUUAGAGAGGCAGGUGGUAUUGUGAUAGAUACUUCAGGGGGACCUCUAGAUCUCAUGUCAUGCCGAGUGAUUGCUGCCGGCACUAAAGAGAUGGCCAUGUUCUUAGCUCAGGAAAUACAGACUAUUCACUACAGACGGGAUGAUGAGAACUGAGUGACAUAAAAUACAUUUACAAGUAA
Trachemys scripta elegans is the source of this 1101-nucleotide messenger RNA. It is a transcript of the gene IMPA2, whose product is annotated as inositol monophosphatase 2. Gene Ontology annotation, molecular function: inositol monophosphate 1-phosphatase activity. NCBI's taxonomy places the organism in Eukaryota, Metazoa, Chordata, Testudines, Emydidae. The record is from RefSeq and is a predicted model, not a curated record. Gene Ontology annotation, biological process: phosphatidylinositol phosphate biosynthetic process; signal transduction; inositol metabolic process. The coding region runs from base 203 to 1075 and encodes 290 amino acids. The transcript has 8 exons.